AACUCACAUAUUCCAUCAGUCUACCCCCAUUCUCGUCUUGGGCAAGGGUUCCCGCUCCCUUCGUGGUACCUUCUCAAGUUUGCUUCCCGUCCAGGACGCUAAAUCCCGUCCAGGUCGAAUUCCUUUUUAAACCCGUCCUGGACGCUAAAUCCCAACAUUUCUGUAAUUUCCCGUUCCUUGCUUCGCUUGACGCUACUGCCGCCGCGAGGAGAAGGACAAGCGGCUAGAACCGCCGGCGAGGAGGGAUCUCAACUACUCUUUCUGCCUUCGCCUACAACCGGAUUUACCUACAGGUUGAAGAAAUUCAGAAUGAGGCUGUUGAAGGUAGCAACAUGUAAUCUAAACCAAUGGGCCAUGGAUUUUGAUACCAAUCUGCGGAAUAUCAAAGAAUCAAUCUCCAGGGCUAAAGAAGCAGGAGCUGUUAUCAGGAUUGGCCCAGAGCUCGAAAUUACUGGUUAUGGUUGUGAAGAUCAUUUUCUAGAACAGGACACAGUGACCCAUGCAUGGGAAUGCUUAAAAGAUAUUCUUCUGGGGGAUUGGACUGAAAACAUAUUGUGUAGCAUAGGUAUGCCAAUUAUUCACGGUGGUGUUAGAUACAAUUGCCAAGUUUUCUGCUUGAACCGAAGAAUACUAAUGAUCCGACCAAAGAUGUGCCUUGCAAAUGAUGGAAAUUACAGGGAAUUUCGUUGGUUCUCAGCUUGGACUCCUAAGGACAAGCUAAUUGAGUUCCAAAUCCCCAUAGAUAUUUCUGAGUCCCUAUCACAACAGUCGGUGCCAUUUGGCUAUGGCUAUAUUCAACUUUUAGAUGUAUCUAUUGCUGCUGAAACAUGCGAAGAGCUUUUUACAGCUAAUGGUCCUCGAAUUGCAUUAGCAUUGAAUGGUGUUGAAAUUUUUACUAAUGCUAGUGGAAGCCACCAUCAACUAAGAAAGCUUAAUCUCCGAAUGGAUGCAAUUAGAAAUGCAACACGUUUUUGUGGAGGUGUUUACGUGUACAGUAAUCACCAAGGAUGUGAUGGUGGUCGCCUUUAUUAUGAUGGAUGUUCUUGCAUUGCUAUAAAUGGUGACAUUGUUGCACAAGGGUCUCAAUUUUCCUUGAAAGAUGUUGAGGUUUCAACUGCCAUUGUUGAUCUAGAUGCCGUAUCUAGUUACCGGGGAUCAAUAAGUAGCUUCAGGGAGCAAGCAAGUCAUCAAGAAGAGGUUCCUUCAAUUAAGGCACAAUAUAGACUUUGUCAUUCAUUUAAUCUAGGAUUUGUUCCUAGUAUGCCAAUAGAGGUGAGGUAUCAUUGUCCAGAGGAGGAGAUUGCUUUAGGUCCUAGUUGCUGGUUAUGGGAUUACUUACGAAGAAGUGGAGCAUCCGGUUUCUUACUUCCUCUUUCUGGUGGAGCAGAUAGUUCAAGUGUUGCUGCCAUUGUUGGUUGUAUGUCCCAGCUUGUAAUAAAAGAUAUUCAAGAGGAUGGAGAUGAACAGGUAAAAGCUGAUGCAUUAAGGAUUGGCCUUUAUAAGAAUGGUGAGAUUCCAACGGACAGCAAAGAGUUUGCAAAGAGGAUAUUUUACACUGUUUAUAUGGGUUCUGAAAACAGUUCUGAAGUAACCAGGUCUCGUGCUAAGAUACUGGCAGAUGAGAUUGGCUCUUGGCAUCUAAAUGUAGAUAUCGAUGGUGUUAUUUCUGCAUUACUCUCUUUGUUCCAAACUCUGACAGGGAAGUGUCUGCGUUACAAGGUUGAUGGAGGAUCUAAUACAGAGAACCUAGCACUGCAAAAUAUUCAAGCUCGAGUUAGAAUGGUGCUUGCAUUUAUGCUAGCUUCUCUUAUGCCAUGGGUUCAUAGUAAACCUGGGUUUUUUCUUGUAUUAGGCAGCUCAAAUGUGGAUGAAGGAUUACGUGGCUAUUUGACCAAGUAUGAUUGCAGUUCUGCAGACAUAAAUCCCAUUGGGAGUGUAAGCAAGCAGGAUCUCCGGUCUUUUCUACGUUGGGCUUCCAUACAUCUUCACUAUACUUCUUUGGCAGAGGUUGAAGCAGCACCUCCAACUGCAGAGCUUGAGCCAAUUAGGUCUGACUACAACCAGCUGGAUGAAGUUGAUAUGGGAAUGACCUAUGAAGAAUUAUCAAUUUAUGGGAGACUAAGGAAAAUUUUCCGUUGUGGUCCUGUGUCAAUGUUUCAGAAUCUGUGUCACAAGUGGUGUGGUAGAUUAACUCCAUCCGAGGUGGCAGAGAAAGUGAAACACUUUUUCAAGUAUUACUCAAUUAAUCGCCAUAAGAUGACUGUGUUGACACCUUCUUACCAUGCCGAGAGCUACUCUCCUGAAGACAAUAGGUUUGAUCUUCGCCAAUUCUUGUACAACUCAAGAUGGCCUUAUCAAUUUCGGAAGAUUGAUGAACUUGUACAAGAAGUGUCUGAUCAAAGAACAGCUAGAUUCCCUGAAGGACUAGAAGAUUUGGAUACUGACUCAGCUAGUGGUAGUGGUACAGGAGUAGUGGCAGCGGGGUCUAGCAAUCCAAAUGCUGGCAUUUAGGAAAAGAAAUAUGAUCAAUAAUAGUAAUAAGCUUUUAUGCUGAUCAUUUGUGUUUAAGGUUUACAUUUGCUUUUUAUAGAUCACAGGGAUUUGAAAAAAAAAGAAGUAUUUUGGUCCCUUAAUAAUCUUAUAGUGAAGUUGUAAGUGUAUCAAUUGCUACCUGAACAUUCAACAUUUGGUUGUGUUCCUGGAAAUCAAUAAAUAAAUGGCUAGGUGCUGAUUCUGCUUUCUGAAGAAAGCCGGAAUACAUAUUCUUCAA
Messenger RNA from Zingiber officinale, 2770 nucleotides. Its product is annotated as glutamine-dependent NAD(+) synthetase-like. The transcript is spliced from 14 exons. Gene Ontology annotation, molecular function: ATP binding; glutaminase activity; NAD+ synthase (glutamine-hydrolyzing) activity. The record is from RefSeq and is a predicted model, not a curated record. The coding region runs from base 310 to 2511 and encodes 733 amino acids. Gene Ontology annotation, cellular component: cytoplasm. NCBI's taxonomy places the organism in Eukaryota, Viridiplantae, Streptophyta, Magnoliopsida, Zingiberales, Zingiberaceae. Gene Ontology annotation, biological process: NAD+ biosynthetic process.